Molecule: messenger RNA, 3108 nt
Organism: Plasmodium gonderi
Lineage: Eukaryota; Apicomplexa; Aconoidasida; Haemosporida; Plasmodiidae
Exons: 1
Coding region: 1-3108 (1035 amino acids)
Source: RefSeq, a predicted model, not a curated record
AUGAAAAGGCAUCAUAUUCAUGUUGCCCUUCUUUUCUAUGUGGCAAUAAAUUCCCUGCACGCGUUAAGGAAAAAUGGUGUUGCCAUUCUAAAAAAGCUAUCCGGUAAGGAAGUGAUGUAUAUCUCGUCCCUAGAGAAACAGAACACAGUGAAUAACAACAAUUUCAAACAUUUGACACUACUUAAGAGAAAAAAAAAAAAAAAGUUUAUCCUUUUGAAAAAAAUAAAAGAUUCAAAUAUGUUAAUGACAGCAAAUACAUUACAUAAAGGUGGGAAGAACGAUCAGAUGAGUAAUUUUUCCUUGUGCAUGCUGAAUCAGGAUAGGUGUGACUCACCUCAGGUACAGGCUUGUGUGGAUGGAACGAGUGACCCAGACGGUGCAAACCAUCCGAACGGUGCAGACAACCCAGACGAUGGUGUCGAUUUUGGAAACAAGAAGGAUAAAGAACCCACAACCACGAAUAAACUUGAACAUCGAAAUGAGUACCUUUUUCCAAGUUCAUCUGGGCACGAUGACGGGGAUGACAUGGAAGAGGACCAAGGGGUAAAGAAGAAGAAGAAAAAAAAAAAGAAAAAAAAAGUACAGGAAGGAAAGGGAGAGGCAGAAGUGGAAGAAGCAGAAGUGGAAGAAGCAGAAGUGGAAGAAGCAGAAGUGGAAGAAGCAGAAGUGGAAGAAGCAGAAGUGGAAGAAGCAGAAGUGGAAGAAGCAGAAGUGGAAGAGACAGAAGUGGAAGAAGCAGAAGCAGAAGAAGCAGAAGUGGAAGAGACAGAAGUGAAAUCUGAUUCAGUGGGGAGUGGAAAGACCGUGAUAAGAAACAAAUCUGAUGAAGAACACCCAAUUUUGGAUCUCUUGAAAUCAGAAGCCCUCAGGGAUACAGGGAGUGAAGAAAAACCUGUACAUUUCGACAAUAUAGCUGAUGUUGCGAAGAAAUAUGUAAAGAAAGCAGAAGAGGGAGAUGCUCGUAAGUUGGAAGGGUUGGACAAGGAGAAAAUGGUGGAGGAAUACAACCGUUUGGUACGCACCCUGAAAGAAAGUGCUGAAAGAAAAAUGAAACAGUAUGAGGAAAAUGAAAAGAAAAACAAGUACGAGCUAAAUGAGAGAGUUAUAAACAGCUCGCGUAAGCUGAAUCUGGAUAAGUUGAAGAAGGAGAUUGAAAAGGCAUUUAUUCCAAAUGAAGCACUUGAGAAGAAAAUUCAUGAUUAUAUGUACAUGUUCACACAGACAGGAGAUAACAGUGGUAUUGCGAGCGGCACAAGGAAAUGUAAUGGUUCGAGUGAUGAUUCCACCAAUGAAGUGAACUCGGGAAGAAAGGAAAAGUCUCCCUCUGAAAGAAAGACAACAGAGAAGAACUUAUCAGAUGAUAUGGCUCCACACAACAUAGACUCUUCUACACGAACAGAUCGUGCGUAUAUGUCACAGGAGGAGGAACUGAUUCAAGAACACGAAGAAAAAGAAAACAGGGAAAUCCUUAAACGAAUGUAUAGGGGAGAUUACAGUGGAAUCGAGAAAUUCCAUUUCAAAUUUUCUUCAAAAGAUCUAGAAAUGAUGAAAAAUUUAGAUGCUCCUGGGAAUGAAAGUGAAGAAGAAAGAACACUAAUCAAUGGAAUUUUUAAUAAAAUUAUCACGGAAAAGCCUGUUCUCAAUGAAAUUAAAGAAAAAGAAGAAAAAUUUUUAAAGUUGUAUGAGCAGAAUAGAAGAGAAAAUAAAAUCGAGAGGAAUGAAGAUAUAGAAAAUUUGAAAUACUACAAUAUGAAGGAGAUGGAGAAGAAAAGGAAGAAGGAGGAGGAGGAGCGACAGAGAAAACUUCUUGAAAAGAAGACUAAAGAGAACGUGGAUCAAAGGAGGAGGGAUAAUGACAACACAUGUGGGAUUGGAGAAACGACUCGAGAGAACGAAUUAAUUGAUAAGAAAAUAUUUUUUAAUAAAGUACAUGAAAAAUUUGUCGAAAUUAAAGAAGAAGAAAUUGAAAAAAUGAGUGAAUCACAAACACGAGAUGAAUUGCGAAAGAGAGGAUAUCCAACAUUUGGAACUCUCAAGGAAAUAAAAAUGAGAUUACAGGAUGUUAUGCGAAUAAAACAAAAUAAUGAAUAUGAUAUAAGAACAAUCAUGAAGAACCCAGAGAAACAUGUUUUAUCAUAUAUAAGAUUGGACAAAUUGAAAGAAAAUAUGAAGCAACUUAAGGAAAAUGAAAAAUAUGGAGACACAGAAUCGAGGAUUAAAGAACUAGAUGCUGCUUUAGAAAUUUCCAAUUUUGUAAAUGAUCCUGUUGACUAUUUAAGGUUAGAUACUACUGAGAAGUUCUCUAAUCAGAUUGAGAAAAAUGUCGAAAUGGAUAGACCAUCAGAGGGAAAGGAAACAUAUUUCCAAGAUCAGACAGAGGAGAAAAACGAAGAUUUAUCAAAAGUUCCCAUAGUGAACGAUUUUAACUUUGAUGAACAAAUUUCCAUGGCAGAAAAACUGAAAAAAAAUUUCCAAUUUGAAGAAGACGAAAGACAACCAGAUCGAGUGGUGAAAUAUGAUGACAUUGAAGAUGCUGGAAAUGAGAAUUCCGGAUCAGCAAUCGAAAUGGAAGAAGAAAAAGAAGAAUUAUGCAGGAGAGAAGUGUUGAAAUAUGGUGCAUUACAAGAAACAAUAAAUGAAUUUCAUUCGAAACAUAAUUUAUCUUUAGAUUUUAUUGGAGAUUUUAUAUGCAAAUUUUCAAAUGCAAGUAUUCAUGAAAUAAAUAAAUAUAGGAAAAAAACAAAGGAGGAAAUCGAGAAAUUACGUAAAAAUGAAUUCGAAUUUUUAAUUUCAGAAAAUUCUAUUAACAAUAAUUUUAUUGUUUACAAAUUUGUAGAUAUAAAUGAUUUAAUUAAAAAUUAUUUAACAACAAAAGAUAUUGUUACUCUUAUUGAAUAUGCCAAUGUUGCUGACCCUGUUGACAUAAUUCAUUUCUAUUCUCCAGAAACAAUUUUCAUGUUAAGUGACGAAUAUGGAAUUACUGUAGACAAGGUUAUUGAUGCAUGUACCACACUCAACAUUCGUCUCCCUUAUGGUGGGGACACACGAUUAAACAUGAACUGUUUUAAUAUGUUGACAACUUACCUGACACGAUAUGUGCAUACGUAG